AUGGCAGUAGAAACACGAGACCAGUUAAAAGUUGAAAGAGCUCAGAUCAGCACCCUCUCUGCUGAUAUGGAAAGGCUCAUCAAGGCAAACAAUACUCUGAUGGCCGAAGCCCAAGCAAUCCGCAAGGACUUCGAGGAUUACAAGGACGAAGUAAAGGGCCAGAUGGAUGCCCUUUAUAGGAGAAAGUCGUCGGAAAACUUCGAGACCUGGUUCACAAACCUUCUCAUUUGGCUCGAUUACAACCAUUUCACGGACGACAAGGACAAAAUUCAGCAGGCCAAUGCCCAUCUGGAAGGAGGAGCAGCUCUGUACAUGAAAGAGUAUGCAAUCAAGCUCACCUCUGAACAAGAUGUUGGCACAUGGGCAGAAUACACCAGGAAACUGGAAAUGGCACACAAGACGCUUGAUCCCAAGUGCACGGCACAGUCAAUGUUAGAUGUGCACUGCACAAUUCACCACAAGAUGAUGAUCGCCUUCGCAGAGAAUUUCAGGGCUUAUGCCCCCAAAUCAGGAUACUCUGAUAAAGAUCUGAUCGUCAAAAUUAGGGAACAACGGUCGACCCACAUCCAGACAGUUAUCUUGGAUACAUCAUCUCAAAUUGCAGCACUGGAACAAGCAAUUGCUGCAUUACGCGAGAUGAAGACCUCUACCCCUAUGUCCUCAAUAGGCAAGGGCAAAGAAAAGGUGAAAAAGGACGAUGUGGCAUCUAACGCAUCCACGGCAUCAACGGCUAAGGACACCAAUGCGAGAAUCAUCGAGAUGGAUGAAUUCUUAGAGGAUUUUCAGUACGAAGUGUAG
Molecule: messenger RNA, 798 nt
Organism: Laetiporus sulphureus 93-53
Lineage: Eukaryota; Fungi; Basidiomycota; Agaricomycetes; Polyporales; Laetiporaceae
Exons: 3
Coding region: 1-798 (265 amino acids)
Source: RefSeq, a predicted model, not a curated record